Messenger RNA from Perognathus longimembris pacificus (Pacific pocket mouse), 2114 nucleotides. It is a transcript of the gene Dnajb2, whose product is annotated as DnaJ heat shock protein family (Hsp40) member B2. NCBI's taxonomy places the organism in Eukaryota, Metazoa, Chordata, Mammalia, Rodentia, Heteromyidae. The record is from RefSeq and is a predicted model, not a curated record. The coding region runs from base 230 to 1171 and encodes 313 amino acids. Gene Ontology annotation, biological process: positive regulation of proteasomal ubiquitin-dependent protein catabolic process; protein refolding. Gene Ontology annotation, cellular component: cytosol; endoplasmic reticulum membrane. The transcript is spliced from 9 exons. Gene Ontology annotation, molecular function: Hsp70 protein binding; ATPase activator activity.
GGCUGCGGGUGGAGCUCGGGCACCGGCUGCACGUCCGGCCUCGAAGGCCCCGCUUCUGCUUGUACACGUCUCCCGCACCACCACCACCACCACCACCGCCGCCGCCACCACCUCUCCUUCCUGGAGAGCGGGGGCCACUGCCGCGGCGAGGGGCUGCUGCGGUGCCUCCCACCUUCCUCCUUCUCUCCUCUAGCCCGGAGGAGGCUCGCCUGACGACGGCCAGGUUGCCAUGGCAUCCUACUACGAGAUUCUCGACGUACCGCCCAGCGCGUCCGCCGAUGACAUCAAGAAGGCGUACCGGCGGAAGGCUCUUCAGUGGCACCCGGACAAGAACCCGGAUAAUAAAGAAGUGGCUGAGAGAAAAUUUAAGGAGGUGGCCGAGGCCUAUGAAGUGCUGUCUGACAAGCAUAAACGGGAGAUUUACGACCGCUAUGGCCGGGAAGGACUGACCGGGGCAGGAACUGGUCCAUCUCGGGCAGAAACUGGUGGGGGCGGGCCUGGCUUCACCUUUACCUUCCGAAGCCCCGAGGAAGUCUUCCGGGAAUUCUUCGGGAGUGCAGACCCCUUUUCCGAGCUCUUUGAUGAGCUGGGCCCCUUUUCAGAGCUGCAGAACCGGAGUGCUCGACGCACAGGCCCUUUCUUUGCCUUCUCUUCCUCCUUUCCUGGGCCCUCUGAAUUCUCCUCCUCAUCUUUCUCCUUCAGCCCUGGGGCUGGUGCUUUCCGCUCUGUUUCUACGUCCACCACUUUUGUACAAGGACAUCGCAUCACAACACGCAGAAUCAUGGAGAACGGGCAGGAGCGGGUAGAGGUGGAGGAGGAUGGGCAGCUGAAGUCAGUCUCGAUCAAUGGUAUCCCAGAUGACCUGGCACUGGGCUUGGAGCUGAGCCGUCGUGAGCAGCAGUCACUCACUUCCAGGUCCGGAGGCACACAGGUCCAGCAGACCACUGUCACACGUCCCUAUGAUGGAGACCUUUCUGAGGAUGAAGACUUGCAGCUUGCCAUGGCCUACAGCUUGUCAGAGAUGGAAGCAGCUGGGCAGAAGCCCGCAGGUGGGCGGGGGGCCCAGCACCAAGAUCCCAGCACAGGGGGUACCUAUGAGGGUACAAGGGGUGAAGCAGUCAAACCCACUCCAUCACCAGAGGAGAAGGCCUCUCGCUGCCUCAUUCUCUGAACAACUGGCCCAGCCCAACCUGCUUCAGAUUGUGACUCUAGGUCCAGCUUCCUGUCAGGAAAGCAGAGCGGAGAGUGGCCUGAGUUGCAGGAUCCUGACUCUGUCCUUCCAAGUUUCCCUUCUAGACCUGCUACCCUCCAGAGUGUGGACCUGGGGUUUGCUGUGUUCAGCCCAGGGCUGAUGGGUGAAACCCAGGGUGAUGGUACCAGGGAAGGGAAAGGGCCUGAGGAGCCUAGUUGCAUUUAUUGGAUGGGAUGUUUCUGAGGAGCUAGUGGUUUGGGUUGGGCCUUUUGUGCCCACAGUCCUCUGCCACCUGUGUUGCUGAUGGGGUCAAGGAAGGAGGACUUGGCCUAGGGUGCUCUGAGCCGAAGUUGGCAGCUACCCCCGGGAGUAGUGCCGGCCGACUCCUUGCAAGUCUGCUCUCCUUGUCCAGCUGUAGACCUGUCCACCCCUGGUUUCUGUGCAGUAUUGAGCUCUGGUCAUCUCUUUGUUUCUUCUCUGGUGCUGCUUUCCCUCCUCUCACUGUGCUCUCUGCAACUCCCUGUGGACUGCAUUGCUUGCUUGCUUCCAUUGCUACGUGGCUUAGGACUCCCUUCCUUUCCUGAGAAGCCUCAGUGUGCCCAACAAGAUGCCAGGGCCAGUGGGCAGGUAGCCUCUCAGCCAAUCAGAGCUGGGACUGGAGUCUAUUCCUCUUUCCUCUUGCUGCCUCAGCCCACUCUGGCCAUGGGACUAGGCAGAGGUGAAGCUGGUUACCCCUGAACACGUGCAGUAGGGCCAGGGUGACCCAGAGGAAAGUCUAAGUGGGGACUGUAUCCUGUAUUACUUCUCCACCAUGCAUCAGGGUUCAGGGAGAGGCCACAGGACCAGUCCAGGUGUGCAUGCUUGGCUCCAUCUUUCACGGCUUGCCCCUGACCCUUUCUCCUGUCACCCGUCCCUGCUCUCU